This is a messenger RNA of Dimorphilus gyrociliatus, 928 nucleotides long. The record is from the annotation of a GenBank genome assembly. NCBI's taxonomy places the organism in Eukaryota, Metazoa, Annelida, Polychaeta, Dinophilidae.
AUGAUAUUGUUAGAAACCGCCCCACUAUACGACGCAGUUCAUGUGAAAUCGUAAUGGAUAAAAAUCAACUUUUAAUUGCAAUCUUCUUAUUUUGUAAUAUUAUAAACGGUAAAAGAAGUUUUAUUCUUUUAUAAACAUGGCAGUAUAAUCAAUAUUUUCCCCUCUUAAAGUGUCAGCUACUUCUCUAGAUAGUAAGGAAAAAAUCAUUCUCAUUGUUGGAAUACUUACAGGAGGUGUUGCUGUUUGCAUUUUAUGUGUGCUUAUAAUAUUUCUUUGUCGAACGACACCUCAUCGCCGUGGUAGAAAAAAGUAUCAUAGAAAAAUAGACAAAUACAGAUCACAGAGCAAUAGUUAUACAGCAGAUGUUUCGUGGGCCUCAAAAACAAAGAUCUCAUCUAAAAAUAUUCCACCUGGCGUUUGGGCGAAUAACCCUUCAAUGGUUUCAGAUUUCCCAUCGUUAGCAUAUAAGUUAAACGAGAAAAUGAAAAUGUCAAGAGAACAAAAUAUUUAUAACCACCAUUUUAACAGUGAAGAUACUUUAUAUAAACCAGAUUUGGGAGCCGUGUCCCAUAAAAAAGAAUCGGCUAUAUUUCAAACAAGGUUUUCGAAUUUUCACUUAACUGAUUCGAGAAGCAAGUUAAUUUUGGAUGAAAACGAAGAAAGCGUGACUGAAGAGUCAACUAAGAAUGGUUUCCAUGAACAUGAAGUCACCACGAGGGCAUUUAGUGAAAACGGAAAGUCAUCUCAGACACCAAAACUACCUGAAAAAAAAGUGAUGGAUCCUAGCAUAAAAUCGUCUCAAUUUCUGGAUAAACGAGAUAAACCAAUUGUUAGAGAUGACAAAAUACGAAGGAGCAGCUCUUCUGAAGCUGCAGUGGUUGAAACUCAACGAGCAUUUGACUUUUUAUUAGAAUACGGAGAACAGUAG